AGACUGGUCUCAAACUCCUGACCUCAAGCAAUCCUCCCACCUCCCAAAGUGCUGGGAUUACAGGUUGGUGAAACUGCAGAAAGAUGGCAGAAGAAGUUGUGGUGGUCGCCAAAUUUGAUUAUGUGGCCCAACAAGAACAAGAAUUGGACAUCAAGAAGAAUGAGAGAUUAUGGCUUCUGGAUGAUUCCAAGUCCUGGUGGCGAGUUCGAAACUCUCUGAAUAAAACAGGUUUUGUGCCUUCUAACUAUGUGGAAAGGAAAAACAGUGCUCGGAAAGCUUCUAUUGUAAAAAAUCUGAAGGAUACCUUAGGCAUUGGAAAAGUGAAGAGGAAACCUAGUGUGCCAGAUUCUGCAUCGCCUGCCGAUGACAGUUUUGCUGACCCAGGGGAGCGUCUCUAUGACCUCAACAUGCCUGCUUAUGUGAAGUUUAACUACAUGGCUGAGCGAGAGGAUGAAUUAUCAUUAAUAAAAGGGACAAAGGUGAUCGUCAUGGAAAAAUGCAGUGACGGGUGGUGGCGGGGUAGCUACAAUGGACAAGUUGGGUGGUUUCCUUCAAACUAUGUAACUGAAGAAGGUGACAGUCCCUUGGGUGACCAUGUGGGCUCUCUGUCAGAGAAAUUAGCAGCAGUUGUCAAUAACCUAAACACUGGGCAGGUGCUGCAUGUGGUACAGGCUCUUUACCCAUUCAGCUCGUCCAAUGAUGAAGAACUUAAUUUUGAGAAAGGAGAUGUAAUGGAUGUUAUCGAGAAGCCGGAAAACGACCCAGAGUGGUGGAAGUGCAGGAAGAUCAACGGAAUGGUCGGUCUGGUGCCAAAAAACUAUGUCACCAUCAUGCAGAAUAAUCCGUUAACCUCAGGUUUGGAGCCAUCGCCUCCACAGUGUGAUUACAUUAGGCCUUCACUCACUGGGAAAUUUGCUGGCAAUCCUUGGUAUUAUGGCAAAGUCACCAGGCAUCAAGCAGAAAUGGCGCUAAAUGAAAGAGGGCAUGAAGGGGAUUUCCUCAUUCGUGACAGUGAAUCUUCGCCAAAUGAUUUCUCAGUAUCGUUAAAAGCACAAGGGAAAAACAAGCAUUUUAAAGUCCAACUAAAAGAGACUGUCUACUGCAUUGGACAGCGUAAAUUCAGCACCAUGGAAGAACUUGUAGAACAUUACAAAAAGGCACCAAUUUUUACAAGUGAACAAGGAGAAAGAUUAUAUCUUGUCAAGCAUUUAUCAUGAUACUGCUGACCAGAAGUGACUGCUACGUAGCUUUAAUUCAUCAUGUAAUUGGAGACUGAAAAGAUAUUGGUCCAGUCGUGCUUGACUGGAAAUUGCUGUUUCUAACUCUAUAUGAGAAUUGACUAUAAUACCUAAGUAUUUUUAUUAUAACUCAGCCCAUACAUAUAUACUGUGUAUGCAGUACAUCCAUAGAACAGUUCCUUAUCUUUGAUCUUUUGUUGUUUUCUUCUUUGCUGUUUUUCUCUUUGCUUCUAUAUUAAGGUUUUGUAUUUUGAAAAUAAUCAAAUACUGCAGAUAAGAAGUCUUUAUAUGGAAGAAUUCCUUUAUUGCCUUUCCUUUAUUUCCUUGUGUAGGCACCCUGUUAGUUCUGCCAUGGUUUCUCUUCAUAUAAAAUUAUUAUAUCUAUAUAUGGCAUAUGCUGAAAUAAAUUUCCUAGAGUGUUAAUCAUUUCUGUGACUAAAUAGCAAUAAUAAACAGAAAUUUAGAAAUUA
This is a messenger RNA of Carlito syrichta (Philippine tarsier), 1708 nucleotides long. It is a transcript of the gene NCK1, whose product is annotated as NCK adaptor protein 1. The transcript is spliced from 4 exons. Gene Ontology annotation, biological process: negative regulation of endoplasmic reticulum stress-induced eIF2 alpha phosphorylation; negative regulation of PERK-mediated unfolded protein response; positive regulation of endoplasmic reticulum stress-induced intrinsic apoptotic signaling pathway. The coding region runs from base 84 to 1217 and encodes 377 amino acids. The record is from RefSeq and is a predicted model, not a curated record. Gene Ontology annotation, molecular function: ephrin receptor binding. NCBI's taxonomy places the organism in Eukaryota, Metazoa, Chordata, Mammalia, Primates, Tarsiidae.